UGCAUUAUUAUUUACAUAACAAAUAUGGCGGCGCCCUUGGCACGGACACAGCUGUCAAAAUUGAAAUCUAUAUCACAAAUUCCUUGUCAAAUCAACAGGAUACGGAACCAAACUUUGUCACUAAACAGAUUAUGCCAAAGAUCAAUAUUCACUUCAUUUGUUAGACCGAAGACAGCAACAAAAUGGAAGAUCGGCGCUGGAGUUGCAUUUGUGUCGUCUGUUUUCGCGACAAAAUUUAUUACAAAAUCUGACGCAGCAUCAGAGGAGAGACCAGUUUCAAGACAUGUGAAGGGAAUUCUAGAUAUAGGAGAUCAAAAGUUCACCCUCUACCAGUUUCAGUCAUGUCCAUACUGCUGUAAAGUUAGGGCAACUUUGGACUUCUUCGGAUUUCCAUACGAUGUUGUUGAAGUAAACUCUAUUACAAAGUCCCAGAUUAAGUUCUCAGAUUACAAAAAGGUUCCCAUACUAGUCGUGGAUGGAAAUGAUGGUGAAAAUGACUUUACUUUGCAAUUUAGUGACUCAUCAGUCAUAAUGAGUGUCCUAGCUAGUUAUGUGUAUGAUCAGACUACGACCCUACAAACAAUCCAGACAUACUAUCCAGGAAUGAAGGAAAAACGUGGCAGAAAGACAGUAUGGGAUUUUCCUAACAAAUAUUUCCUCAUGUAUGGUGACAAUAUUGCUGAUUCAAGAUCAGAGAAGGAACGAAGUUCUGAACGCCAAUGGAGGAAGUGGGUAGAUGACAUUCUUAUGCACACGAUCUCCCCGAAUGUCUACCGAACCCUGGGCGAAUCCCUGGAGGCAUUUAGGCACUUCUCUGACUGGGGAGAGUGGGACAAACACUUCUCAACCCCCACACGACUCUUUGUGGUCUAUGUCGGGACUCUAGCAAUGUACAUCAUUGGACGAGUGGUGAAGAAAAGAUAUAACAUCAAGGAUAACCCACGGGAGUCUCUGUAUGAGGCAUGUGAUGCAUGGAUGGCCGAACUUGGGGAUCAGUCGUUCCUUGGGGGAACCAAACCCAACAUGGCCGACCUGUCAGUGUAUGGAGCUCUUCACUCCUUCAAUGGCUGUGAGGCCUUCAACGACCUGAUGUCGUUCCACGCGAUACGGGGCUGGUACGAUAACAUAGAGGCAAUUAUCAACACACACGAGGGAGCCAGCCAGCUGGGUCAGAAACCUGCACAUCAUCCAAACUAUAUAGGAUAUCCUCAUUGUAACUGAAUCUCCUAGAACGAUGAGAGAAACUGUCUGUAUCAGUUGGACAAACUGGCAUGAAGUGUUUCUGCUGUGCAGUAUAUAAAUGAACAAUGCUCAGUCUUGUGUAGUAAAAUCAUGCUUUAAUAUAUAGAAGUGUAAUGGAAAUAUACAAGUUUAUGGUCUCUGAUCCUAUUAAUGAGGUAUAUUUCAAUUGAUGUAAAUAUUGUUCAUUAACUUGUGCUUAAUUUUCUGUUAUGAAUCUUGACUUAAUAGAUUGUUGUCAUGUAAAUUUCUUAUUCCUCU
This is a messenger RNA of Mya arenaria, 1500 nucleotides long. RefSeq names its product prostaglandin E synthase 2-like. Gene Ontology annotation, cellular component: mitochondrion. Lineage: Eukaryota; Metazoa; Mollusca; Bivalvia; Myida; Myidae. The record is from RefSeq and is a predicted model, not a curated record. The transcript is spliced from 6 exons. Gene Ontology annotation, molecular function: prostaglandin-E synthase activity. Bases 25 to 1221 code for a protein of 398 amino acids.